AUGGCAAAAAUUAAGCACCAAAAGCAAGUAGGUGAUUCCCAAAGCAAUGCCGGCAAUCACUCUAAAUAUAAAAAGAUUAAUAAUAAAGUAAACACUGAAGCCCUAUCAUCAGGAACUCUUGAUAAAGAAAAUGAAGGAAAAAUGCUACCUUGGGUCUCAGAUACUAUUCUUUUCCCUAUGUCAGUGUUGGGGAUUUAUAUUUGCUACUUCACAUAUGGAUAUCUUCAAGAGGAAAUUAUUGCUGUGGAGCAUGUUAAUGCAGGAGUACCCUUAUUCAUGCAAUACUUGGUAGCUCUAUUGAUUUCAUUAAUCGUGAAACUAGUUAUUUCAUCCAGAAAUAAUACUGAAUUCAAAUUAGUACGGUUCAAAGAGAUGAGACUUGGAUUCAUCAACAGUUGUGCGAUGUUCUCAAGCAAUUAUGCUCUUACCUAUGUUGAUUAUCCAACCCAAGCUCUCUUUAAAAGCUCCAAGAUACUCCCAGUAAUGGGAGUAGGCCUCCUAAGGAAGACCUAUUCUUACUCAUUGAUUGGUAAUAUUUAAC
Moneuplotes crassus is the source of this 541-nucleotide messenger RNA. The record is from the annotation of a GenBank genome assembly. NCBI's taxonomy places the organism in Eukaryota, Ciliophora, Spirotrichea, Euplotida, Euplotidae.